CCGUGUUAAGCAAGUAAUCCCGAUCCGGGUCCGGCGAAUUGUAGCGUCGCAGGACGUGAACGCGGUUUAUUGAGCACUAGAGCGUAAACUAUAGUCGUCGGUUUACCUUCUUUAUCUGGAGGAGUUGGAUUGCAAUUACUAGCUCGAUAUAUGAAACUGAGAUGAGACUCUAGUGAAAGAUCACCACAGUCGUCGCCGGCGACGAAAUUGAAGUGACCAUGAGCUCUCCCACGAACCCUCAAAAUCAAGCCCCAGGCUCUCCCACUCAAGAUCCCAACCACGAUCAACAAGAAGACCCCCCACAAUCAAAUGACCCCCAAUCCCCUAAAACCCUAACCCUAGAAAUUCCUCACGGAGAACACCCGAACGCACAGGCCGAUGAUACGAACCAAGACGAUCCAGAAGAUAUCACCCCUGUUUCUCCAACAAUCUCUGAUACCCACGUGUCCGUCGCUGUCCCUACCAAUUUUACCAAUUCUCGCCGCGGCGGAGGCGGCUCAAAACGCAAUAAAAGACAUCGUUACCAAGAGAAGAAGAUCCAGAAAAGGCUCGAAAUUCUUGGUGGGACCCUUAACCCCAUCCCGUUUGUCCCCGUCAAAACCCUCGAUUUCGCAUCCCAUGAAGCUCUUCUAAGGAGACUUGGCUUAUGGGACUUUGUCCACCUGCAGUUCGAUGUGAACAUCCGCGUCGAUCUUAUUAUGCAAUUGAUUGCUAAUUUUAACCCCACCGGUCGCCACAGCUACGUGAAUGGGUGUCGCAUCAAAGUCAGUCGCGCUGACUUGGCUCGUGCGUUGAGCCUUCCGACUAAAAAGGAUAAGGUGGAUUGUGCGGUAGAGGUGGAGAGGGAAGAAUCGAUUGGAUUCAUAGAGGAAUUUGUGUCUACUUGGUUGUUAUUGCAUGAAGAUACCUGGAUGAUGACUGACGACAUUUUGAGUAUGACUAAUGCGAUCAAAGAAGGGCAUUUUGAGAAGGUCGACUGGGCUAAGUUAAUUUGGGUUAUGCUCGAGAAGGAGUUGGCGGCAUCACCCAAUUUAGGUAACUGUUAUUAUGCCUCGCAUUUACAAAAACUGAUAAAACAUCAGAAGAGUGACUUGUUUAGGGAAGAGCCUGUUAAAAUGGAGGUCGAUGGGAAUGAUGACGGGGAGGAGGAAGAUGUGAGAAUGAGUGAGGAACUUCCUGGAGGAUCAGAAUUGGAAGAGCAUAAUAUUGAAUUGAGUCUUGGUGGACUGGAUAAUUCAGCAAAAGAUGAUGGUGUGAAAGAGGGAAAGGAGGAAGUGGGUGAUGAGGACACUAUGGAUUUUGAGGAAAGUAAGGAGGAUGAAGAACAAGGGCAGUGGCUAAAGAACAGCGUGGAUGGGAAUUUUCUGCGGCAUUGUACUCUUGGGGAAAUUGCAGGUGCGGAAUGUGAGGAGAGAAGGGAGGAAGAAGAGGUGGGAGAAGAAGAGGAAAAAGAAGGUGAAGAUGGAGAAGAAGAAGAGGAGGAGGAGGAGGAAGAGGAAGUGGGUUAUAGUAUUUCGCCUAAAGGGGACGCUUUGGAGGGUGUAAAUUCUGAGAAUCUCAUUGCAGCCAUGGAAGCAGCACAAAUUCCUUUUAGUUCUGGUCUUCAAAUGGGUGAUACUGUGUCCUCAGCAGACUUCCUUGCAUCUAGGGUUGGUGCACAGACAAUUCCUGGUAGUUCGUCACUUUUUAGUAAUGGCAAUGGAAACAAAAGGGAAAUUGAGCAUCUUGAGAAUGAUAUGCCCCAUCAUGCUCUUAAUGGUGGUAACAAGAGGAUAAGGACUGAUGGACCAUGGGAUAUGAAGUCAUCCUCUGAAUUUGAAAUGUAUAUGGAGCAAAUGGGACAUAUUAUGGGAAAAGCUAGGAUGGCCUAUGAGGCAAAGGAGCAGGCUUAUCAGGAUAUGAGUAUGAAUCAGCAAAUUUUGCUUAAUGAGUUGCAGCAGCGGGAUAAUAUGAUUCAGCAUUUACACAAGGCUAAGAUGGAGGAGCAACACAAAAGGCAGUUAGAGGUUUAUAGGCUUGAGCGUGAAUUAUAUAUGAUGGCAAAUCUCUUAGAAGGGUAUAGAAAAGCUUUGAAGGAGACGCACAAGGCAUUUGCUCAGUAUCGAUCACAGUGCCCGCUGCCUGAAGAACCAAUUUACAAGGAUACUGGGUCUGGGGGUCUUGUUUUGAGCACCAUCGAAUUGGAGAAGCAGCGUUUGAAACAAGAGGAAGAAGAAAGGCAAAACCGAUUGUUGAUUGAGAAGAAAGUUAAGGAAUUCGAGGCAGAGUGUAUCGCUAGUUUUGAAGCAUACAAAGAUGGAGUCGAUACAUUGGAUAGCAAGUUGCUGGAUGUUGAAAAGGAAGUCAAAGUCUUGAAGGAAAGAUAUGAGAAACGGAAGUAUGCAAGGAUGUCAGAAUGUCCUCCAGCUGAAGAAUGAGUUGCUCACAAAUCUGUUUAAUGUGUGUGGAAAUGUAGGUGAAUGCCAACUAUUUAUGUAAGUUGAACGGCACAAAUCUUUCUGUGUUUUUGAAACUAGAAGCUAGAAGCUCAAAUUACUGUUAAUUGCUGACAGUUUGCAUAUUUUGAUGUGUUAUCCGUUUGAUCAA
Manihot esculenta (cassava) is the source of this 2586-nucleotide messenger RNA. RefSeq lists its product as uncharacterized. The record is from RefSeq and is a predicted model, not a curated record. The coding region runs from base 219 to 2417 and encodes 732 amino acids. The transcript has a single exon. NCBI's taxonomy places the organism in Eukaryota, Viridiplantae, Streptophyta, Magnoliopsida, Malpighiales, Euphorbiaceae.